This is a messenger RNA of Bombus impatiens (common eastern bumble bee), 2377 nucleotides long. RefSeq names its product putative cyclin-dependent serine/threonine-protein kinase DDB_G0272797/DDB_G0274007. Bases 128 to 1270 code for a protein of 380 amino acids. The transcript has 3 exons. The record is from RefSeq and is a predicted model, not a curated record. Lineage: Eukaryota; Metazoa; Arthropoda; Insecta; Hymenoptera; Apidae.
CUUAGCCGACCAAUUACACCGGCUCGACUCCGAGUAUAUAGAAGAGCAACGGUAGCUCCGUCGACUGAUUUCCGCUCGUAGACCCGCGAACCGAGCAUCCACGUUCAUCAUUUUCUCGCAGCCAGCCAUGAGACUUCGAAUCCUCUUUAUCGUUUUGGUUUCGACGACGGUGGCGCAAGAACAGAACGCGCAGCGUUCUGUUCGUACACCUCAGGCGCAAAUUAAGUACCAUGAUCCAAAUGGCCUGAAGGUUGAUUGGAAGUUCUUCGGCGCGCAGAACCAAUUCCACUCUCGCCUAGAAAAUUCCCAAAUUCCUCAACAACAAGAAUUAGCUCAUCCUCAACAAUCAGCUCAUUCUCAACAAUCAACUCAUCCUCAACAAUCAGCUUAUCCUCAACAAUCAGCUUAUCCUCAACAAUCAGCUCAUCCUCAACAGUCACACGUGAGUCAGCAACAAUCUCAAUCUGAACUCGUGCAAGUCGAAUCCGACCAUUUGGAACAUAGAUCGUACUUACAACAUCAAACUCAACCGGAACCUCAGCAAAUUCCCAACCAGAUACAAUACAAGACAUUCGCUCAACCUCAACCUGUACAAGAACUACCAGAUCCAAACCAACUUCAAUACAAAGUCUAUCCACAACCUCAAGCUCCGGUGGGACCUCAAUCUGAUCACAAUCAAGUUCAAUACAGAUACUCAAAUGCUCCGUCUCACGCGAAACAAGUGAUUCUAGAUGACUUCAAGCCACAAAGUAUCCAUCCUGACUCAGCCUCUUUCGCUUAUCCAUCCAAUGCUCCAAUUGCUCAACAAUACGAUCAGCAACCAGCAAAUGCUGGCAUUUCUCAAUACGAACAAGAGAAUUAUGAACACGAGGAACAGCAGAAAUCCAGAAGAGACUACGCAGAUAGAAGUUUGCAAGGCAAAAUAGUGUACAAAGAGGACUACGAGCAACGAGAGCAACAGGAACCACAAGUGGAACAUAUAUCAGUGCCAGUCGAGAGGCUACCGCCGCCAAUUCCUCAAAAAUUGGUCAUCGACAAAAACAUGCCAAUGGAGAUCCAACAAUUGUUGCAGUAUCAGGCACGGUUACCAUACGAAGUUAUCGCGAAUAGUAUUUCUUACAAACCAAAAUCGUUGUUCGUACCGAAACCGUUUCCAGCUGAGACCAAAGGGCCAUAUCGGUAUCGAAGCAAGGUUUAUUACGUAAAUAACGAUCAGUACGAAGGCGACUAUGGGACGGCUAAGCCUGUUGAAGAAAGUCAGAGGCAUUGAGAGGACUGAAAUAUGAAACAGGUGGAGUUUAUUUGGUUUAUUUGGUGGAUCGACGCGUUGAGAUUGGCGGGUGGGGAGGAUUGAGGGAUUUGAGGAAAGGGUAUCUGGGGAUGGAAUUUGGGGUUUAGAGCUACUUGUAGUUAGUAUGUUGGAUUUUGUGACUGUUUAGAUUUAGUUUGAAUUCAGUGUUGGAGGAAGUGAGGCAAUAAACUAUUUUAUUUUAUUUUCGCAUCUAUUUCAUUAUUUUAGAUUUUAUUCAUUUAAAAUCUGGAAUAAAAUUGGAUAUUUUGUUGAAUUUAGCAUGAAACGAAUAUUCGGAAAUCUUAUUUUUCUGUCGGUAUACAGUGAAUUUGAAUAACUCAGUUCAUUUUUGUUACAGUUCUACUUUAAAUUAUUCUUCAUCGCUACAAAUUUUUAGAAAUAAUUAUUUAUCACUUUUAUAAAUUUACUUACAAUCUCAUUUUAGAAUUUUCAUGAACACAUUCAGAACAAAUGUUUGUAUUAAUGAAACGUUCUGUAUUUUUUAUACAAUCAUUAAAUAAAGUUAUGAGAAGAUAUUGUUCUGAAAAGAUUACAGAAUAUCUUUGAUCACGCUUGUUUUCAAAGUUAUUAGUUACUUGUGAUAAAAUAAGUUGCCAAAUUAAAUUAAAAUAUUUUCCUCAAACCUUCAAUUUUCUCCGUCGCACAGAAAAACUGCUGAAGAUUAAUAUUCUUCGUCUUGACGCGUUAAAAAACAAAGACAGGUUUACACUUCCUGGCUAAAUAACGAAGUGUACUCUGGUAAUUCCAACUUUCAACUUUAACAUCUUUUUUUGUUCUUUUCUAUAGCUUUAAAUAGAUACGAUUAUUUGUUAAUCUUUCGAUUUGGAUAAUAACUGAAUUUAUAAAAUUCAAUUUUAUAAAUUUUAUCGUACGUUUAGAACAAGAAACAUAACCAUAAGUAGAAUGUAUAAAAUUAAUUACUUUUAGAAGUAAAUACUUUUUCAGACCUUCUUUACAUUCCAACUAAAAGAAUUAAUCUCUACAUAAUUUAUGUCGCUAUACAAUUCACACUAAUUUAACAACUAUAAUUCAUUAAUUACAAUUGAUUGUAAACAGAAAAUAACA